Messenger RNA from Staurois parvus, 777 nucleotides. The record is from the annotation of a GenBank genome assembly. Lineage: Eukaryota; Metazoa; Chordata; Amphibia; Anura; Ranidae.
AUGGAACACAGCUCACAUUGGAGAGAAUGUGACAAACGUUGUACAAUGAAUACAAAAAGUGUCACACACCAGGAUGUUCACACUGGGAAGAAGCCAUAUCAUUGUUCUGAAUGUGACAAAGCCUUUAGGAAGAAGUUAGAAUUUAUCAGACACCAGAGGAUUCACACUGGGGAGAAGCCAUAUCAGUGUUCUGAAUGUAGUAAAGCUUUUAUAAAGAAGGCAAAGCUCCUUCUACAUGAGAGGAUUCACACUGGAGAGAAGCCAUAUCGGUGUUCUGAGUGUGGCAAAGCUUUUAUAGAGAAGGCAAAGCUUUUUAGACACCAGAGGAUUCACACUGGAGAGAAGCCAUAUCAGUGUUCAGAAUGUGACACAGCUUUCACAGUGAAGUCAAACCUUACCAGACACCAGCUGAUUCACACUGGUGAGAAACCAUAUCAGUGUUCUGAAUGUGACAAAUCUUUUACACAGAAGUCAAUACUUAUAGCACACCAGAGGAUUCACACUGGAGAGAAGCCAUAUCAGUGUUUAGAAUGUGACAAAGGUUUUGCGCAGAAGUCAGAUCUUAUAGCACACCACAGGGUUCACACCGGAGAGAAACCCUAUCUAUGUUUAGAAUGUAAUAAAGCUUUUACGAAGAAGACAGAUCUUAUCACACACCGGAGGAUUCACACUGGAGAGAAGCCAUAUCGGUGUUCUGAAUGUGAUAAAGCUUUUGCGGUGAAGUCAAACCUUCUCACACACCAGCAGAAAUUUCACUCUGGAGAGAAGCCAUUUUAA